UUAUAUAAAAAUGCUAAUUACCAACUUCUGUCUUGUAUCUGCAUCAUGUGCUGCAUUAAGGGCAGUUGUUUUAUUUAGAAAGGAGAAAUUUCUUUCUAAGAUGUUUACAGAUGUAGAUAAAAUGGCUCUAUACAAUCUUGAUUACAUCAAUAGUAAAGCUGAUCUACCUAUUAAUCAAUAUCUUGUAUUGACUGGAAAACUCACAUCUAAUAAUUUACAGUAUCAAAAAUAAUAAUAUUCUUAGACCUACUUUUUCUGAUAAAUCAGUCAAGGCAAUACUAUCUACAAUAGUACCUACUACUAAAGAAAAAUAAAAAGAUAUUGGAGAUGGUCUCAUGAUUAAUUUAGGCAAAGUAAUUACAUUUAAAAGAGAUCAUUUAAUAUCAUUUACACUUGGAAAUGAUACACAUUAAUUAGAUGUUAAAUAUUUACCUAAUAGAUCUCUUAUUUUAUAUAAUCUUCCUAAAUUAAGAGACAAUAUAAUGAAAAGUGAAUUGUCAUCAAUUAAAAUAGCUAACCAACACUUUUUUUAAAGUACAUAUACAGAAUUUGCUUUGAUACCAAAUUAAUAAGUUUAAUAUAAUAAAUAAAUUUUAGUAUGGAGUUUGCGGUAAACUAUAGCAAGAUGGUGUUUUCAAUCCAUUAAUUAUAUUAGGAUCAUCUAAAGAAUCCUUUAUAGAUAGUCUAGAGGAAGAGUUAUUAAAAAUUAAUAAAGCUGCUAAAAUUUGGUUAUUAGUUAGUGGUGGCAUUACAAUAGGAGCUGCAAUAUAUGCUAAAUAUUAUAAAAAAUCAAGAAAAUAAAAAGAGAAUAAAUGA
This is a messenger RNA of Paramecium sonneborni, 816 nucleotides long. The record is from the annotation of a GenBank genome assembly. Lineage: Eukaryota; Ciliophora; Oligohymenophorea; Peniculida; Parameciidae.